Messenger RNA from Brachypodium distachyon (stiff brome), 1658 nucleotides. Its product is annotated as F-box protein At5g07610. The transcript is spliced from 2 exons. The record is from RefSeq and is a predicted model, not a curated record. NCBI's taxonomy places the organism in Eukaryota, Viridiplantae, Streptophyta, Magnoliopsida, Poales, Poaceae. Gene Ontology annotation, molecular function: protein binding. The coding region runs from base 208 to 1377 and encodes 389 amino acids.
CCUCCCCGUAAUUGCAGCGAAGCAGAGACAUAUCCAAACCCGAGAAACCCAGAGAAGCGACGCCUCUCCGCCCACGAGAGGGAGGCGAUCUGACGCGAAGCCAAGAAGGGAUCACCGCGCGGCGCGCUACUCGUCCCCCCCGAAUCCGGCGUCUACGUCCUUCUCCGGGCUCCUGCGAUCGUAUCCCCGAGACCCCGACGCUACGAGAUGGAGGUUGGUUCCAGGAACAAGCAACCGGAUGCAGCGGCGUCGGCGUCGUCUGCCGCCGCCUUCCUCACACAGGACCUCAUCAUAGAGAUCCUCUCCCGGGUGCCCUACAGAUCGCUCUGCCGCUUCAUGUGCGUGUCGAAAUCCUGGCGUACCCUCUGCUCCGAUCCUGCCCUUCGCCGGAAGUCGCCCCAGACACUGUCCGGCUUCUUCUACCGCAGCGUAUACAGUUUCAACUAUCCCUCCCUUGACGAACGUUGCCACUUGACUAAUUUGUCGGGGAGAGGGCGGCCUAUGGUCGACCCUUCUCUCCCCUUCUUGCCCAGCGGCACAAGAAUCGAGUCCUUCGUCGACUGCUGCAAUGGUCUUCUGCUGUGCCGUUGCUCCAGCUCCAACAUGUCUUCACAGCGUCAAUCUUUCUAUGUUGUGUGCAAUCCCGCGACUGAGAAGUGGACCGUGUUGCCCGAUACCGAAGCGAUGGAUGGAUGUUGCAUCUUGCGCUUGGGUUUCGACCCAGCCGCGUCUCCCCACUUCAGAGUGUUUCUGCUUCUAAGGAAUCCGCAGGGCCUUCAGGUUAUUAGUGGAGUGGAGAUCUACUCAACGGAAACUGGAAUAUGGACUUAUCGGCAGUCCCAGUGGGAUCAUUACUCGGCAGUGUAUGCUAAUUCAAAAACUGUCUUCUUUAAUGGCAUCAUGCAUUUCACUGCCGCGGAUUCCUCCAUAAUCACCGUGGACAUGGAGGGGAAGACAUGGGGGAAAAUCCUUACCCCACUCCAAUCAAAUUCCAGUUUCCUCGGGCUGUCUGGCGGGCACUUGUACCUCGCUCACAUUAAUCAUACUGCUGAACCCCUGCUAUCAGUUUGGAUACUAAAGGAUUAUGGUAGCGAACAAUGGAUCCCAUUGCAUAUUGGCAGAAUAUGGAAACUGUUUAAACCACGUCACCUUACAUUUCAGUGGUACAAUGAGGUGAUUGCAAUCCAUCCAGCACAGAAUUUGAUUUUCUGUACUGCAGGGUGGCAAAAAAAUCUUAUAUCCUACGAUAUGGAUAGACGGGUAGUGCAUGCUAUCUGUGCUCUUGGUGACAACACUACGGACCCAUAUCUUCCUUAUACUCCCUGCUUCUUGGAGUGGCCAUCGGAUGGACUUGGAUCUGCAAAAAGAAUGUCAUAGCAGCUUGCCACUUUCUCUAUUGGUAUGGCAUCACUGAUUUCAAAAGAAUUAGGUGUGAAAAGAGUGACAUCUUCUUGUUUUUGGCACAGCGGCCUGGAAGUCAUAAGUACAAUUUAGUCGAUGUUAUUUCUGUGCUCAAAAGUGGCCAUUGUGUGGUUAUGAACAAAAGUGGCCAUUGUGCUGAUGAGUAUGUAAGCAAACCUUUUUUGUGUGCACUGGAUAGCUAUUUCAAUGCACAUACUUUAUUUGCUCCGGUCACCUGCCAGUCCAUAUGGGGUAAA